AAGCCCCCCAGCGUACUUUGAACUAUCAUAUUAGACACGAAAACAUUCGACUUUAUUCUCAUACGACAGUAGCAAUUAGCCUACACUGUCCACCGAAGCAUAGGUUCUGUAUUUCUUUUGACUGAAGAAGUUUUGUACAAGGAGUCCCCGCAAUUUCCAACAUGUCGACCCCCGAAAUGAGAAUUGGCCUUGAGAUUGAAACUCUCCUCAUACAGCGAGAUGUCAACGCCAAACAGCUGUCUCUCGAGGCCUUUGCAAAGUUGGCGGUCAAGUCUUACAACGCGAAGAUCGACACUGAUAAGUACUUGAAAAUGCAUCCCGACAUCGAUGGGGCAUGGGAAGGAGACGAGUAUAAAGACUGGUCCUUGACAGACGAUGCCACUAUUGCCGGAGCUACGAAGACUAAUAACAAGUACGCCGUUGAGUUCGUCUCUCCGAUCUUGCGUUAUGAUUCUACUGGACUGUGGCGUGCCCACGUUCAGAAUCUGUUCAAAACCAUGCGCGAAUCAUAUGUCUUCGAGUCGAACAGGAGUUGUGGCUUCCACGUUCAUGCUUCACCUGCGGCGGGCGCGUGGUCUCUUCAGGAACUGAAAAGCAUCUGCAUGGCUGUCGUCUACUUCGAAGACGCCUUUGAAGCUAUCGUCCCUGAACAUCGCCGAGGUAAUCAAUGGAUCAAAAGCAACACAGUCGACAACCCUAAGCUGGCGAAUCUCCCAACUGCUCAGAUUUUCGAACGAAUCAAGGCUUGCGAGAAUGCUGUCGAGAUUGCCGAUCUCAUGCAUCCCGACAGGUAUUACGCCUGGAACUUCACUAAUCUGUACUACGGCGGAAAGGCUACCAUUGAGUGGCGCCGCGCUGCCGGAGUGACCAGCGCUGAGGGCUGCCUCGUAUGGGCUGAGCUCGCCAUCGACUUCUUACAGUCUGCUCGGCGGCCCGGUGUGCAGCUUGGAAAGUAUAGCCGAGAUGUUGCAGGACUCAGGGCUUUUGUUGGAGAAGGCCUUGUUGCUGGAAUGAGUGAUGAACGGUAUUUGAGGCCUAUCUUUGAGGGCAAAUCGGGCAGUCUGAAACCUCUCAAACUGAAGGAGAAGGAUGAGGACUUGCUGAAGAAGAAGGAAAAGCAAGACAAGAAGAAGAAUCUGAUGAUGAAAAAGCUCAGGCAGGAUCUGGCAAGGAACCCGCCUUUAAAAUAG
This is a messenger RNA of Diaporthe batatas, 1190 nucleotides long. RefSeq lists its product as uncharacterized. The record is from RefSeq and is a predicted model, not a curated record. Lineage: Eukaryota; Fungi; Ascomycota; Sordariomycetes; Diaporthales; Diaporthaceae. The transcript has 2 exons. The coding region runs from base 162 to 1190 and encodes 342 amino acids.